CCCCCCCCCCCCCCCAGACCCGCCUCUGGGUGAUAUAUCGAUGUACUGUCACAUUUAUACAACAUGGCGCUUUCAUCAAGAAACUUACCACAACUUGGCACAAGACGUAGUCCGAAGAAAAGUAUUGACUUAAUGUGCGCUCUAUGCACUUUGGGUUUUGUACCAUUAGUUUGAAACUUUAAAUUUUAACACCAACACGAUGUCCAGUAUAUAAUAUACGUAACACAUGUAAACUUUACUAGUCCGAUAUAACUGAGUCCGAUAUAUGAUGUUUGACUGUGCCGUGUUCACUACUGGGUUUUACCAAACCCCCACAACGAGGCUGCCAGGACAUUACUUGUGUUUAAAUAUAGAUUAACCAUAAUGGAGCCCUAGCCAUUUCAUAUGAUUGUGACAGUUAGUCAGCUGUUACAGUCAUAGUGUUCACACGGAUAUUUCACCAUAUUCUGUGCAUGUUUUGCAUGUGUUUUGUUACAAAGCAAAUGGAAAGAAAAUGGAAGAUACGUCAAAUCGUUUGUUGGAUGGACAGAUAUGGUAUUUUUACAAUCGGUUCUUUCAGUAGUGCAUUAACGGUGUUGUUUCAAGGCAAAAAGUUGGAUGACAAAGAUCCAACAUAAACAAAGAGUAACUGGGAUAUACAAAUUACAACAAAGUUGUGAACUGUUGACUUGUUCUUAUUGCUUCAUUGUAUGAAGAAACGGAUUUUCUGUGAAAUAUCAGCAUCUGAAGAUUUGUUAUCCAUUGUCGCGUUCUUAUUGGAUUGUGUUUUCACCGAAAGUGUUUAUUUGUAAGUACAAUAAACAGCUUAACUAAGAUACAUUCAGUGUAUGUGGGAUUGGAAAGUGAUAUUCUGUGGUUCUAAUUGUGGAAUAUCAUAGACAACCUGCGAGGGAGACUAACAAUCCAUUGGAUACAUUGGAAGUGAAAAGCACCUGAAAUAUAUUUUCAACUGUCACACACUCAGUGGAUUUUUUAUUUUUUUUAAACUUUGAAACUGUUUGUAAAUACAAUAAACAGCAUUCAUCAAAAAACACAUAUUUAGUGUAGAUGUUGUUUCAUCUUGUAAAGGGUGACAUUCUGUUGGAAUACUGUGACAUUUCCCGUAGAUGUCAUUUCCUGUAAUAAAAGGCAUUCUGCAAUCCUCGGAGAACCAUCUUUGGAACACUGCCGAUAGCUUGGGAAGGGGAGCAACAGCUGUGGUAUACCUCGGAAGGCAAAAGCAACAUGGAAAGGUGGUGGCAGUCAAGGUGUUUCAUGAUCACAUUCACUGGGUUUCUGGCUGUGAUGAAAUCCGUGAACUCGAGCUGUUGCAGAAACUCAAACACGAAAACAUCGUCAAGCUAUUUGCCAUUGAGAGAGAAAGCCAGAGCAAGCGCCCGGUGGUUGUCAUGGAGUACUGCGAGGGAGGUAGUCUCUACCAUAUGCUGGACCAGCCUCAGCACAGCUAUGGCCUUCCAGAAGAUCAGUUUGUUCUUGUGCUGCAGCACGUUUCUGCUGGUAUUGAGUAUCUCCGGAGAUUGCAAAUCAUCCAUCGAGACAUCAAACCAGGAAAUAUCAUGCGAUUUGUCACAGAAGAUGGCAGAUCCAUUUAUAAGCUAACAGAUUUUGGGGCAGCGCGCGAACUGAAUGAGGAACAGAAUUUCACAUCAAUGUAUGGUACAGAGGAAUAUCUUCAUCCCGGGAUGUAUGAGAAAGCUGUUCUGCGGCAGUCUAGUGGUCAACGCUUUGACGCCAAAGUUGAUCUUUGGAGUCUAGGCGUUACUUUUUAUCAUGUCGCUACAGGAAAGCUACCAUUUCAACCUUAUGGCGGCAGAACUAAUAAGCAGACAAUGUUUACGAUUACAUCCCAGAAAGAAUAUGGUGUGAUUUCAGGAGUCCAGAAUUUUGAGAAUGGUCCCAUCAUUUGGAGUCGCGAGUUGCCCCAGUCAUGUCAGUUAUCAAGCGGAAUGAAAGCACUCGUAGUUCCCCUGCUGGCAGGACUGAUGGAAUGUGACGAGUCCCGCGUGAUAACCUACGAUGUUCUCUUCCGUGUUGUACAAACUAUUGCUCAAAAAAUCACCUUCACCAUUUUUCAUUACACAUCAUGCAGAGAACUGAAGAUAUUUAUUGAUAAGAAUGAAUCAUUUUCCACAUUACAAGACAUCCUAGCAUCUCAGACUGAUAUCUGUGCGCGGGAUCAGCUGCUUCUGAUCGACGGGAAGCCGAUGGAGAACCUUGUAGAUAUGACAGCCACUGUGGACAGUUACCCCAUUCACAUCAGAGACAGUCAUAUUUUCCUCUUUCAACGUGAUCUUAGAUUCAUUGAGUCGGAAAGAGUCAUUCAUCCAGAAAUACCUCAUAUUCCUGAAUUUGUCAACUUUGUCGACAUGGAGAAGGAUUUACGGCUCUCCCACAGUUGUUCGGCCAGAGGACAUUUGAUUAAGAGAUACACAGAUGAGACUCUGAGAAAACAGAAGUUUCUUUCCGAGGGAUUGGUCUGUAUCAGAUCUUACAUACAUACAAGAUUAGAUAACUCUGAACACAGCGCUGGCACAAUGGAGCAGGUAAUGAAAGAGAGUCAGAAACGCUUUAACACAUUUUACUUCAUGGUGCGAACCAUCAAGACUUUCUGCGACAAACUUAAUAUCCGGAAUAGGGACUUGGAAGAGAUCUCCAUGGAGAAGACCCAGGAGGAAGUGCAUAAGAAGGCAGAGAUCAGAAUGAAAGAAAUUAUAACUUAUCAAAAUACCCUGGUGGCUAAAGUGCAUGAAAACUGUGAUGAAUAUAACCACUGGUUUGUGAGGUGUGAACAAAAUAGCUGUUUUUCUAAAAUCAGUCAUUAUGUGACAGUGAUCGGUAACAUCCAGAACCGAUUCCGACGAGACAAGAAUGUGAAAGACCAGAUGACAUCUCAUGAUGAACAUGUGCACCAGUGUGAAAGACAAAAGCUCCAGGAACAGUGCGUUGCUAUGACAUCAAUUCUACAAGAUCACUGCUUCUGCAAUCUCGAAAUAAUGUAUAAAGAAGCGAUACAGUUUUUGGGCUCUCUCUCCAAGGACCUCUUCAGAAUUACAAAGAUUGAGAAAAAUAUUGAAAGUGUUAUUGUAUGUCAGCAAAAGUUGAGCUUACGGCUGGAUAAGGUGGAGGAUAAAUGUCAUGACGUUAUUGACAGACUACAGCGGACUAUUCAAGACUCGGGUUUCAGUUCCGAGAAUCCUGCAAGACAGACUCAGCCCCUGACAGGGUACGCAGAAGGAGGGAUGGAUAAUGGUGGCAAUGGUUCCAGUUCGCUCACAUCGGCUGGGUUUUCUGCAAGUUUGCGGGAAAUCUGUGACGACAGCAAGUCAAUAGCGAGCAUGAUUUUAGAGAAUUCUGAAAUGAUUCGUAGAUUGGAAGAAUGCGGAUUAUAUAGCAGUGGAUCUUUGAGUACAAACUUGGAUCAAACAUGACUGAUGCAGUUUGUCCUCGCUGAAGAUUGAAGAGAUUUUAUGAUCUUAGGAUCUUAGUUUCUGGUGAAAAGUCUUGAAUGUUGCAAAUGAGAAACUUGAGCACGUUGUGUGUGCUUAGUAUGUCUCUGAAUAGUUGUCAUGGCCAUGCCAUGUGACAGAAAGGUUUGGAGUUAAAGCAUUGGUUUUGAAAAUGACCGUGACAAAUUAACCAGUCUGACCAGUGUUUCUUCAGGUCAGGCUAUAAAACAUUGGUGAUGAAGAUUUUUUAAAUUUGUUUUUUCCUUCAUCCAAAUUUUUUAGUUUUUAUGUUGAUGUAUGUAGUGUUGUUUUUUUAGUGUAUAAAUUUAGUAUUUUUGUUGAGAAAAGAAUUAAUGUUGUUUGUAGAUAGAAACAAUAAAUACUGUCAGAAUAUAGCAAAAGAAUGGAAACGUGUUACUUGAAACUGUCAAAAAAAAGAAGGAAAACCUUAAACAAGUGUUUCCCAUUAAUUGAAAUAAAUAAAACACUUUCUGUAAGAAGGAUGUAUCGGACAAUUGAUGUAUACGAGCAUUCACAACCUUGUCAAAAUAUCUUUACAGAGAAGAUAAUUUUAAAAUGUUGAAUACCUUAAUGGUUUUGUUAAAAAUUCCAGGUCAGGUCAGAUGUAAAUCCAUCAAUGUGGUGGUUUGACCUUCAUUUGCCCUGCCAUCCCGAUAAAAUGCCCCACAACUUGCAAGGCACACCACGGAAUGUAUUAAAUUUUGAAAGUGGGAGAGGGGGCCAUUGUCAGAGCAAUAGCCCAGGGGAUGGAAAUUUAGUGGUCUCAAUCUGUUUUUGCUAUAUUCUGACAGUAUAGGGUGUGUGUGUGUGUGUGAAAUUUGGUGGUCUCAUUGUCGCAAUCUGUUUUUGCUAUAUUCUGAUAGUAUGGGGUGUGUGUGUGUGAAAUUGAAUUUCAGGUAUUCAAAUCAUAUGGCUCAACCUUCUGAGCACAAUAAUGGAAAGGUGGGGAGGGGGGGGGGCACUAUGGUUCCAGUUCUGCAACCUCAGACUUGUACAUCAAAGACCAUGAUAUGUGCUAUCCUGUCUGUGGAAAAAGUGCACAUUUGUUCUGUGGUUGGAGUAUCUUAUGUGAUGGCAGCAGGUUUUUUCACUCAAAAGACUAAGUGUUGAAAUAACCCUAUGUUAGAUAGUUAAUAGCUAAUAGAUAUAUAUUGAGCAACAUGGGUUAGGGUUUGAGUUAUAUAAAACAAAUAGGUGACUUGUUAGCCUACCUCUGUGUUUUAAAAUGAAUAGUAAUACUUAUUUCAGCUGACAGCCGAGAUGGGGAGUAUAGCUAGAAUGAUAUCAAAGGAUAGCAUUGGACAGUAAAAGGGGCGGGAUGUAGCACAGUGGUAAAGCAGUUGGUCUAGGAUCGAACCCCGUCGGUGGACCAUUGGGCUAUUUUUCAUACAACCAGUGCACCACGACUGGUAUAUCAAAGGCUGUGGUAU
Messenger RNA from Gigantopelta aegis, 4897 nucleotides. Its product is annotated as serine/threonine-protein kinase TBK1-like. Gene Ontology annotation, cellular component: cytoplasm. The transcript has 22 exons. Gene Ontology annotation, biological process: peptidyl-serine phosphorylation. The coding region runs from base 1107 to 3428 and encodes 773 amino acids. Gene Ontology annotation, molecular function: protein serine/threonine kinase activity; ATP binding. NCBI's taxonomy places the organism in Eukaryota, Metazoa, Mollusca, Gastropoda, Neomphalida, Peltospiridae. The record is from RefSeq and is a predicted model, not a curated record.